Lodderomyces theae is the source of this 3657-nucleotide messenger RNA. It is a transcript of the gene SLA1, whose product is annotated as cytoskeletal protein-binding protein. Gene Ontology annotation, molecular function: identical protein binding; protein-macromolecule adaptor activity; cytoskeletal protein binding. NCBI's taxonomy places the organism in Eukaryota, Fungi, Ascomycota, Pichiomycetes, Serinales, Debaryomycetaceae. The transcript has 2 exons. Bases 1 to 3657 code for a protein of 1218 amino acids. The record is from RefSeq and is a predicted model, not a curated record.
AUGCUGUCCGUAUAUAUUGGUGUAUAUAAGGCCAUUUAUGACUACGAUGCACAGGCAGAGGAAGAGUUGUCUAUACGCACAGACGAUUUAUUAUACUUGUUGGAAAGAUCCGAUAUCGACGAUUGGUGGAAAGUUAAGAAACGGGUCAUUGCAACAGGCGAUGAAGUUGUUGAUGAACCAUCAGGAUUGGUCCCUUCAACAUAUAUUGAAGAGGCACCAAUUCUCAAACAAGCUACUGCCUUGUACGAUUACGAUAAACAAACAGAAGAAGAGCUUACAUUUAAUGAGAAUGACGUGUUCAAUGUUUAUGAUUUGAGUGAUCCGGACUGGAUACUUGUCGGCAAUGCUAGUAAACAGGAGUUUGGUUUCGUCCCUUCUAAUUACAUUCAAAUUGGCACUGGUGACGGGGUUACACCGAGUCAACCACCUCAGCAGCUGCAACAACCAGACUCUACGCAGCACCAACCUCCACAACCACAAGCUCCAGUUGGUCACCAAAUCCCCAUUGCAAAUUUUCCACCCCCACCUACGCAUCCACAAAAGUCGGUCACACCAGAUUAUCCACCUCCAACACCGGAAAAGGACCUUCCCAAACCAUUCCCAUCUAUUGAAAAUCCACAUGGAAGAUCACAAGAGUAUAAUAUUGGUGGUCGAGGGGAACCAGAAGAGGAGGAAGAAGAGGCUCCGCCUCCAAUGCCAUCAAGACCUACAGGUCCUGCCUCAGAGCCAGUGGCCGGACCUAGCAACAACUAUGAAGAAGAGCAAGAAGUAGAUGCUCCAACGGAAAAGGAGCAUAAAUUUGAUGGGGAGUUCUUCACUUGGUAUAUCGAUGAACUCGACGGUAGGAAAAAGAGACCGAUAAAAGUAUCAGUAGGACAAGGAUUGAUAAUUAUCAAGCCUAACACGUUCAAUCCCAAGAAGUUGAGAUUAAGGUCGGCCUCCCAGAUAAACAAUCAAUGGCAAAUAAAGGAUUUGAUUAGCGUUAAUUCUGAAAAGAAGCACGUGUUCUUGGAACUCAGAAAUCCGCCAGCGGAAUUGGAAUUGCACGCAGGAUCUAAAGAUGUUGCAGACGCAAUUACCUCUAUCUUGGGAGAAAUGAAAGGUGCCGAAAGGGCUAUAGGGUUGAGGGAAGUUCAGAAAGCUUCUCAACCUAGCACGGGAGAUGCCAAUAGAAAGAUUGGUCGCUUGACUUAUGAUUUCAAAGCACAGGGCGAUGACGAACUCAAUUGCAGAGAGGGAGAUGAAGUAUACAUCAUCAAUCAAUCGAAAUCAAAUGAUUGGUGGAUGGUUGAGAAUGUCAAUACCGGAAGGCAAGGUGUUGUUCCAUCUUCAUAUAUCGAAGUGAUUAGUACAUCGAAGUUGGAUGAAUUAACGGACGGACCUGCAAGAAGAAAAUCAAUGUCUAGCUCGAAAGGUAAGGUUGUGAGUGGAAGGGACAGUCGUCAACAUCAUCAUAGAUCGAGAGAUGAACGUGAGAGGGUUAGGGAGAGGGAUAGAGCGCAUAGGGAAAAACAGAGUGCCGGCCCUCAUGACGAGAAUGACAAAUCUAUGCCCAACUUCCACCGUGUUAGAACAUGGAUUGAUAGUUCUGGUACAUUUAAAGUCGAAGCCGAGUUUUUGGGUUGUGUCGAAGGCAAGGUGCACUUGCACAAGACAAAUGGUGUCAAGAUUGCUGUUGCUGCUGAGAAAUUAUCCAUUGAAGACUUGGAGUACGUUGAAAAGAUUACUGGGUCAUCUUUGGACAAGUACAAGCAAAUUGUUUUCAAACAAAUGGAAAAAAGAGCUAGGUCAAAGAGCAAGUCUGGUGCAGUUGCAGCACAACCUGAAACCAAGAGAUCUCAAUCAGCUACUGCCGCAAUUAAUGAUACGGCACCUCCACCUCAACCCUCAAGACCUAGACCUUCUGGCCACAGUUCCAAUGGGGUUCCAGCUUAUGACUGGUUUGACUUCUUUUUGGAGUGUGGAGUUGAUGUUGGUAAUUGUCAACGUUACACACUUAAUUUUGAGCGCGAGCAAAUGGAUGAAAAUAUUUUAGAAGACAUCUCCCCAUCUUUGUUGAGGACAUUAGGAUUGAGAGAAGGUGACAUAAUUAGAGUAAUGAAGCAUUUGGAUAACAAAUACAAUAGAAAAAGGUCAGUUGAGCCAGAGCAACAGCAAACUACUGGCAGCUUGUUUAUUGACAGUAAUGGCGCUUUGAAGAACAACUCAUCUACCGAGUUGUCAAAGGUUACCAAAGAAGCUUUGCCAUCCCCUGUCAAAAAUGAAUCUUCACACCUCAACGUACCGUCAUCACAACCAGAACAAGGCGGCAAGAUUGAUGACGAUGCAUGGGCAAUGAAACCAGCUGCAAGAUCAAAUGAGAACUUACUCAAACCAUCUCCCCAACCACAAACACCACAAUAUACUGGCACUUUGUCCGACUUGGUGAAUAUCAAACCAGUAGAAAACAAAGCAGAACCUCCGCACCCACAGCAAACUCCUUCAGCACCCCCGCUUCAGCCAACAAAAACUUCUUCAGCCCCUCCACUUCAACCUACAAAGACUGCAGGAGCUGCUCCAACAACAAACAAUGGCGGUGUUUUAGUGCCUACACAACGUACUGGUGGUUUGAUUCCUGUUCAAAGAACGGGAGCAGGAUUGAGUGCCAUGCCUACUGGGGGGUUGCUUCCAGCACAGCCUACUGGGUUUAUUCCUAUAACUGCACAACCGACCGGAUUCAUUCCUAUACAAGCCACCGGAAUCCUUCAGCCGCAAUUGACUUUUGGCCUUGUAGCUAUACCAACCGGGCAGAAAACUGGUGGCGGUGGUAUGCCCCCACAAACAACUUUUGGCCAACCGCAGACAUUCCAACCAAACUUUGUACCUCUUCAAACUGGUACUGCAACGGUGCCGCAAACUUCUUUUGGUGCCCAAAACACUGGUGGCGUACCAAGCACAACAUUUGGUGCUCAAAAUACAGGAGGUUUGCCUGCGACGAGCUUUAAUCAAAAUCCAUUGGUACCAGUGCAAAGAACAGGUGGUCAAAUUACAGGUGGGUUUGUUCCGCAAUCAAAUUUUGGUAAGCAGAUAACAGGUGGCUUUAUGAAUACUAACACAGCUCCGUUUGGUCAACAACAAACAACUGGUGGCAUGGUGCCACAGACUUCAUUUGGUCAACAACAAGCAACUGGUGGCAUGAUGCCACAGACUUCAUUUGGCAACCCAAUUCCACAAUCGACUUUCAACCAAGGAAAUGGUGGAAAUUUCCAAAACUCAUUUGGCCAAGCAAACUUUGCCCAACCUCAACAAAAUACCUUCCAACAACAGCCUACUCAGUUCAACCAGUUCCAGCAACAGCCUACUCAGUUCAACCAGUUCCAGCAACAGCCUACUCAGUUCAACCAGUUCUCACAACAGCCUACUCAGUUCAACCAAUUCGGUCAACAACAGCAACCUAACAUGAAUCAAAUGACUAACAUGUUCCAAAACACUUCAAUCUCGCAACCAUUUGGUCAACAAAAUGCGUUUAGCAACUCUCAAUUUGAAGGAUUCAACUCUCAGCCAUUGCAAACGCAACCAACUGGUAUGGGCUUUGGCAAUGCGCCUUUACAGUCUCAAGCCACAGGGAAAAAAGCAAAUCUCGCAGCAGCUACUCCAGACAAUCCAUUUGGGUUUUAA